This is a messenger RNA of Enhydra lutris kenyoni (northern sea otter), 799 nucleotides long. Its product is annotated as phosphoinositide 3-kinase regulatory subunit 6-like. Gene Ontology annotation, biological process: positive regulation of MAP kinase activity; G protein-coupled receptor signaling pathway. The transcript has 8 exons. Gene Ontology annotation, molecular function: 1-phosphatidylinositol-3-kinase regulator activity. NCBI's taxonomy places the organism in Eukaryota, Metazoa, Chordata, Mammalia, Carnivora, Mustelidae. The coding region runs from base 291 to 755 and encodes 154 amino acids. The record is from RefSeq and is a predicted model, not a curated record. Gene Ontology annotation, cellular component: phosphatidylinositol 3-kinase complex, class IB.
GCCGGACCGUGGGGAGCCGGUCAGCGGAAAGACUUAGGGGAACCGAGUUCCUCCCGAAACAAGCAAGCCUUCCAGAGAAGGGUUACCGAGAUACGGAGGCCACUAGCGGCACUGGGCCAAGUGACUAUCAUCUAAUCCUUUUCACAAGAAGCAAGGACCCAGGACCCAUGAGAGGACCUCCUUCUUUCCUCCCCGAAUGCUAACCACCUCUCUGCGGAAAAACAACCACUUUAUUUUCCAUUCUGCUGCCUGAGACGACCACAUCCUCCUCACUCACACCCCAGCCUCCCAUGGAGAGCUCAGAUGCGGAGCUGGACCUCCAGCGGAGCGUGCAAGCUGUUCUCCGGGAACUCAGCCCCCAUGCCCCAGCCCUGCAGAGCAACCAAGGCAUGUGGAGAUGGUCCCUGCACAAGAAGGUCGAGAGAGAUCCUGGGAAGAGUCCGGUGCUGGUCCGUAUUCUGCUCAGAGAGCUGGAAAAGGCAGAAAGCGAAGACCUCCGGCAUGUCAUCAUUCCCUUGCUGCAUACUCUGCUGUACGUGCUCACUAAGGCCACCGGCAUCACAGAAGAGCUCUACCGGAGAACCUACAACUUUUGCACGAGGUUGCUAACCCUGCCCGCCCCCUACUGCACCGUAGCCUUGGAUUGUGCCAUAAGGCUGAAAACAGAGACUGCUGUCCCAGGGACGCUGUACCAAAGGCUGGUCAUUGCUGAGCAGAACCUGAUGAAUGAGCUGUACCCCUACCAGGAGAGGUGAGUGGCCCCAGGAAGGGUGCUACCUUCUGUCCCCUCUAGAUGUUG